Molecule: messenger RNA, 985 nt
Organism: Sander lucioperca (pikeperch)
Lineage: Eukaryota; Metazoa; Chordata; Actinopteri; Perciformes; Percidae
Product: trypsin-3
Exons: 5
Coding region: 164-901 (245 amino acids)
Biological process (GO): proteolysis
Molecular function (GO): serine-type endopeptidase activity
Source: RefSeq, a predicted model, not a curated record
UUGACUCUUGUCUCCCAGAUGCGUUUUUCUCACAGGUUACUGAACAGAAAGGUGAAAAAUGGAAAUAUGUGUCCUUGGUCCAUCAGAUAGCAGAGGGACAGAGUGGGUUUAAAAGGGGCUGCAGUGCCACUGAGCUGACACCGAGACUGAGACGGACAGCAUCAUGAAGGCUUUCAUUCUUCUGGCUCUGUUCGCAGUGGCAUAUGCCGCUCCCAUUGAGGAUGACAAGAUUGUUGGAGGCUAUGAGUGCAGAAAGAACUCUGUGGCCUACCAGGUCUCUCUGAACUCUGGCUACCACUUCUGUGGAGGCUCCCUGAUCUCCAGCACCUGGGUGGUGUCUGCUGCUCACUGCUACAAGUCCCGCAUCCAGGUGCGUCUUGGUGAGCACAACAUUGCUGUCAGUGAGGGCACAGAGCAGUUCAUCGACUCUGCCAAGGUCAUCCGUCACCCCAGCUACAACAGUGGCAACCUGGACAAUGACAUCAUGCUGAUCAAGCUGAGCAAGCCCGCCUCCCUGCACAGCUACGUCAGCACCGUGUCCCUGCCCUCCAGCUGUGCCAGCUCUGGCACCCGCUGUCUGAUCUCUGGAUGGGGCAACACCAGCAGCUCUGGGAGCAGCUACCCUGAUCGUCUGAGGUGCCUGGAUGCCCCCAUCCUGAGCGACAGCAGCUGCAGGUCCGCCUACCCUGGACAGAUCACCUCCAACAUGUUCUGUGCUGGAUUCCUCGAGGGAGGAAAGGACUCCUGCCAGGGAGACUCUGGUGGCCCCGUGGUGUGCAACGGUCAGCUGCAGGGUGUGGUGUCCUGGGGUUAUGGCUGCGCCCAGAGGAACAAGCCCGGAGUCUACACCAAGGUCUGCAACUACAACUCCUGGAUUCGCAACACCAUGUCCUCCAACUAAAGUCACUUGACUGGAAGGAACAUUAAGCAAUCUCUUACUAUGGCAUCUGCUUUGAGAAAAUAAAUUAACAUGAACCUCACUCUC